Molecule: messenger RNA, 299 nt
Organism: Rattus norvegicus (Norway rat)
Lineage: Eukaryota; Metazoa; Chordata; Mammalia; Rodentia; Muridae
Source: RefSeq, a predicted model, not a curated record
CCAGGGCAGCGGAACAGGGUGACCCUGAGUAUUGAGACCUCGCAGCGAUGCUGAGCAGAUUUCUAGGCCCGCGCUACGGAGAACUGGCCAAAAACUGGAUCCCCACAGCCGGCAUGUGGAGCACUGUGGGUGCCGUGGGACUGGUGUGGGUCACGGACUGGCGGCUGGUCCUGGACUGGGUGCUGUACAUCAAUGGCAAGUUUAAGAAGGACGAUUAGGCAGCCCCCUCCCCCACCUCAGGCCUCGAUGGUAGCAUGCGCUGAGGCCUCAGAAACAGCUUAGUUCUGUGGAGGACAUGG